Molecule: messenger RNA, 1962 nt
Organism: Procambarus clarkii (red swamp crayfish)
Lineage: Eukaryota; Metazoa; Arthropoda; Malacostraca; Decapoda; Cambaridae
Source: RefSeq, a predicted model, not a curated record
AUGUUCUCCCUCUCUCAUCAUGAAGCUGUGUGGCAGGAGCUGCAGCUCUCUCAUCAUGAAGCUGUGUGGCAGGAGCUGCAGCUCUCUCCUCAUGAAGCUGUGUGGCAGGAGCUGCAGCUCUCUCAUCAUGAAGCUGUGUGGCAGGAGCUGCAGCUCUCUCAUCAUGAAGCUGUGUGGCAGGAGCUGCAGCUCUCUCCUCAUGAAGCUGUGUGGCAGGAGCUGCAGCUCUCUCAUCAUGAAGCUGUGUGGCAGGAGCUGCAGCUCUCUCCUCAUGAAGCUGUGUGGCAGGAGCUGCAGCUCUCUCCUCAUGAAGCUGUGUGGCAGGAGCUGCAGCUCUCUCCUCAUGAAGCUGUGUGGCAGGAGCUGCAGCUCUCUCCUCGUGAAGCUGUGUGGCAGGUGCUGCAGCUCUCUCAUCAUGAAGCUGUGUGGCAGGAGCUGCAGCUCUCUCCUCAUGAAGCUGUGUGGCAGGAGCUGCAGCUCUCUCCUCAUGAAGCUGUGUGGCAGGAGCUGCAGCUCUCUCAUCAUGAAGCUGUGUGGCAGGUGCUGCAGCUCUCUCAUCAUGAAGCUGUGUGGCAGGUGCUGCAGCUCUCUCAUCAUGAAGCUGUGUGGCAGGAGCUGCAGCUCUCUCAUCAUGAAGCUGUGUGGCAGGAGCUGCAGCUCUCUCAUCAUGAAGCUGUGUGGCAGGUGCUGCAGCUCUCUCAUCAUGAAGCUGUGUGGCAGGUGCUGCAGCUCUCUCAUCAUGAAGCUGUGUGGCAGGUGCUGCAGCUCUCUCAUCAUGAAGCUGUGUGGCAGGUGCUGCAGCUCUCUCAUCAUGAAGCUGUGUGGCAGGUGCUGCAGCUCUCUCAUCAUGAAGCUGUGUGGCAGGUGCUGCAGCUCUCUCAUCAUGAAGCUGUGUGGCAGGUGCUGCAGCUCUCUCAUCAUGAAGCUGUGUGGCAGGAGCUGCAGCUCUCUCAUCAUGAAGCUGUGUGGCAGGUGCUGCAGCUCUCUCAUCAUGAAGCUGUGUGGCAGGAGCUGCAGCUCUCUCCUCAUGAAGCUGUGUGGCAGGUGCUGCAGCUCUCUCAUCAUGAAGCUGUGUGGCAGGUGCUGCAGCUCUCUCAUCAUGAAGCUGUGUGGCAGGUGCUGCAGCUCUCUCAUCAUGAAGCUGUGUGGCAGGAGCUGCAGCUCUCUCCUCAUGAAGCUGUGUGGCAGGUGCUGCAGCUCUCUCCUCAUGAAGCUGUGUGGCAGGAGCUGCAGCUCUCUGAUCAUGAAGCUGUGUGGCAGGUGCUGCAGCUCUCUCCUCAUGAAGCUGUGUGGCAGGAGCUGCAGCCCUCUCAUCAUGAAGCUGUGUGGCAGGAGCUGCAGCUCUCUCAUCAUGAAGCUGUGUGGCAGGUGCUGCAGCUCUCUCCUCAUGAAGCUGUGUGGCAGGUGCUGCAGCUCUCUCCUCAUGAAGCUGUGUGGCAGGAGCUGCAGCUCUCUCAUCAUGAAGCUGUGUGGCAGGAGCUGCAGCUCUCUCAUCAUGAAGCUGUGUGGCAGGUGCUGCAGCUCUCUCCUCAUGAAGCUGUGUGGCAGGAGCUGCAGCUCUCUCCUCAUGAAGCUGUGUGGCAGGUGCUGCAGCUCUCUCAUCAUGAAGCUGUGUGGCAGGUGCUGCAGCUCUCUCAUCAUGAAGCUGUGUGGCAGGAGCUGCAGCUCUCUCAUCAUGAAGCUGUGUUGCAGGGCAAGGCGUCAGACGACAUCGUCAGAGAGUGCGGCCUCCAGGUGCACCAAGCCCCACAAGCUAUCACAUACCUAGACGCCGCCGAAGAAAAGUUCACCGUUGAUCGCCAAGCAUCGAUGGAACUGACUGUUCUAGGGAAGACAUCAACCGUUGACGCCUUAAUUGACAACAACGAAGAUAUUAUGAUCCUGGGCAUGGACUUUCUCACAGGGUUGGAGAUAACUUUUGUAGGCAUUAAUAAAAUCAUCACCAACGAGUUGGACCCCUGA